Molecule: messenger RNA, 1299 nt
Organism: Pseudocercospora fijiensis CIRAD86
Lineage: Eukaryota; Fungi; Ascomycota; Dothideomycetes; Mycosphaerellales; Mycosphaerellaceae
Exons: 3
Coding region: 1-1299 (432 amino acids)
Biological process (GO): transmembrane transport
Cellular component (GO): membrane
Molecular function (GO): transmembrane transporter activity
Source: RefSeq, a predicted model, not a curated record
AUGUUCAAACAGGAUUGGAGAAUCGUUCCUUUAAGCGCAGCUAUUUAUCUCCUGUGCUAUCUCGAUCGAAGCAAUAUCGGAAAUGCAAAAGUCUUGAAUGAAGAGGAAGGGAAUGAUCUCCUCCACGAAACCAACAUGACCAACAUGCAAUACACAAUCGCACUCAUGGUCUUCCUCAUCGCCUACGCACUCUUCGAAGUUCCCUCGAACUACAUGCUCAAGCGCAUGCGUCCCAGUCGCUGGAUCGCAUUUCUCAUGCUAUCAUGGGGAGCAAUCACCAUGGGUCUAGGCGGUACGCAGAACUUCGGUAGUGUGACCGCAGUACGAUUCCUCUUGGGGGUCUUCGAAGCAGGACUUUUUCCCGGACUGGUGUAUUAUCUCACGUUCUGGUACCGGACUGAGGAGCGCUCGAUCCGGGUGGCAUUGAUCCUAGCAUCUGCGACUCUGGCGGGUGCGUUUGGAGGGGCAAUAGCUUAUGGGGUUGGACAUAUGAAUCGAGUCAGCGGGCUUUCGGCUUGGAGGUGGCUUUUCAUUCUGGAAGGUAUUCCGUCUGUAUUGUCCUCGGUGCUUGUGUUUUUCUUCUUGCCGGAUUAUCCUGAGACUGCGAAGUGGCUUGAUGCUGAUGAGAAGGCGCUUGCGGCUGAUCGCUUGAGGCUUGAAGGUUCGCAUGGUCACAGUGAGCAUAUGAAGUGGAAGGACGCGAAGGAGACGUUGAUGGACUGGAGGCUGUAUGCGCACUAUGUGGUGUACUUCGGCAUUUCGACUCCAUUCUCUAGCCUGUCGCUCUUCACGCCAACGAUUACUGCCGGGCUUGGGUACGAUGGGCUCCGAGCACAGCUCAUGACAGUCACAGUGCUCGUAUCCUGGAGCGCUGAUCACUUCAAUGCUCGCGGACUUCACAGUGCCAUCUUCGCUACAAUCGGCGCAAUAGGCUUCCUCGCAUCUGCUGUACUGCCUCCACAUGAUUAUGCGUCAAGAUAUGGCUGCUUGAUUGUAGCAGCUUCUGGCGCGUUCAGCUGCAUCCCGCCACUUCUUGGCUGGCUAAGCUCGAAUUUAUUCAGCACUGCUUCCGUUGGGCUCGCGAUAGCAAUCAAUAUCUCGUUUGGAGCUCCGGGACAAAUUGUUGGCGUCUGGAUCUACAAGGCGGACGAAAAGACGCGAGGGUAUCCGACCGGGCACUGGACGAAUGCAGCUUUGCUUUUCUUCGUGGCUGUAGGAUGUGUGGGUCUCGUGCUGUACUAUCGCAUGCUCAACAGGAGCAUAAAACGAAAUGGCGGAGACAGAAUGUACAGGUAUUAG